Molecule: messenger RNA, 603 nt
Organism: Dendroctonus ponderosae (mountain pine beetle)
Lineage: Eukaryota; Metazoa; Arthropoda; Insecta; Coleoptera; Curculionidae
Exons: 1
Coding region: 1-603 (200 amino acids)
Source: RefSeq, a predicted model, not a curated record
AUGGCCUACAACAUGCAAAUAUCCACUUCCAAAACAAAAACACUCGUAAUCGCUAAAGACCCCGUCAGAUGUAAACUCGCACUCGAUAAUAAUUUAGUAGAGCCCGUAAUGAAGUUUAUCUACCUGGGAGUGCAAAUAACCUCCAGUCAAAACAGAGACAAUGAAGUAAGGGUCCAAGCAAACAACGCUAGCAGGGUAGCAAGUGCUCUACGAGACGUAGUAUGGAACUACAAACACAUGGGGAAACAGGCUAAAACUAAGAUCUAUAAAACUUGCGUACGACCCGUACUGACAUACGCUACAGAAACCCGAGCACACACCAGUCGAACCAAAAAUAUCCCGCGAACAACGGAAAUGAAAAUACUGAGGAAUAUAGCAGGAUACACCCUAAGAGACAGGAAAAGGAACACUGACACAAGAAACGAGUGCGAGAUCGAGGACAUAGUCAGAUGGGGACGGAAGCGUCGUAGAGCCUGGAAUGACCACGUCACUCGAAUGAAUAUGGACAGGGUAGCAAAAAUACUGGCGGCUAGCGCCCCGGUUUCCACUUUGGCUUUGACAUUGUACGCGUACGCUUGGUUAUCUAAAAAAUUUUAUGCCUAA